AAACAGCGCCUCCGCUGGCGCCGAGUUCUUGGUCGGCCGUCUGCGGGUGGCGCCGCCGCCCCCCCCUCCACGAAGGAAAGCCAUGGCCGAUUACUGGAAAUCUCAGCCCAAGAAAUUCUGUGAUUAUUGCAAGUGCUGGAUAGCAGACAACAAACCGAGCAUUGAUUUCCAUGAAAGAGGAAAGAACCAUAAGGAAAAUGUGGCGAAGAAAAUUAGUGAGAUUAAAAAGAAAAGCUUAGAAAAGGCAAAAGAAGAAGAAAACAUGGCAAAGGAGUUUGCAGCUAUGGAAGAAGCCGCCACAAAGGCUUACCAAGAAGAUUUGAAAAGGCUCGGACAUAAGGCAGAAUCUGUAGGACAGCCUUCAGUAUCGAAAAAACAAGAAGAAAAGAAGGAGAAAAAAGAAAAGAGGAAAAAAGGAAGACAAACCAAGGGAAUUUCAUCCAAUGGAACGAAGGAAUGGGUGCAAGGAUUUUCUCCAGAAGGCUACACCUAUUAUUACAACACGAUAUCUGGAGAAUCACAGUGGGAGAAACCAGACGGAUUUCGGGACACCUCUCAGAAUUCCCAGAAGGCAGCAGUGUGGGUAGCGGGAUCGAAUGAUGAUGGCCGCAUCUAUUAUUACAACAAGGAAACUGGAGUAUCAACGUGGGAGAAGCCAGAAGGUUUCGUAUCUCCUUCAAUAAAGAAUAAUCCAGGUGAGAACCAUUCUGAAGAGGUCCAAGGAGUGGGUGCAGAAGAAGCUGAAUCAGAUGCCAGAAAGGGAGGCAGCAAAAAUGAAUUACGAAAGCCAAAACGAGCCCUUCAGAGGAAGACGGAUAGUGAUGAAGAAGUAGAAGAAAAGCCUCACAAACCCAAAAAGAUUAGCCCUUACGGACAAUGGCAGGAGGUGAAACAAGAUAGGACUGACCAUGAGAAUAGUCCAUCUGUUCCACAAGAAACAUCACAGGCUUCAUCUCAAAAGGUCACACCUUAUGGCAAAUGGGAGGAGAUCACUGAAGAAGAUCCAUAUGAGAAUGUAGACUUGGAGCUUCCCAGUACAGAGAGUGACACUCUCCCAGCCCCUGUUUUAGAAGUACCAGAGGAUGCCAAAGUAAUCUUUAAAGAAAAAACCGUCACUUCUCUCGGCGACACAACCGAAGGAAUGCCGGUCUUCAAAAAGCGGAAAUUUGAAUCUCGAAACAUUCGACAGAGACUGAAUGAUCACUGAUGUCUUAAACUGCACUGUCUAGAAGCAUCUUCAGAAGAAGAGGCAGAAGGAUGUUGGGGGGGGCGGGGAAUGAACUAUUUUAAACAAUUUCUUUACAAGACAUGAUUGUAAAGACACAAUUUUUAGAGCUCAUCGUUUUUCAAAAACAUCUUGGGUAUAAAAUGUACAAAACAUUUUUUUCCAGGUGAUGUUCUUUCUGUUUGCUGGAUUUUUUUUUCUUUUUUCAUUUAUGAGGUCGUGUAAAUAUAAUAUUUUUAAAUACCAUGUCAAAGGUGUUCAUGAUAUCUUAAUCAGUAUGUUGUAGUGAAUCCUUUUCCAAGAAAAAUAAACACAGUCAUUACUU
This is a messenger RNA of Python bivittatus (Burmese python), 1550 nucleotides long. It is a transcript of the gene WBP4, whose product is annotated as WW domain binding protein 4. Gene Ontology annotation, biological process: mRNA splicing, via spliceosome. Lineage: Eukaryota; Metazoa; Chordata; Lepidosauria; Squamata; Pythonidae. Gene Ontology annotation, molecular function: RNA binding; zinc ion binding; protein binding. Gene Ontology annotation, cellular component: precatalytic spliceosome; nucleus. The record is from RefSeq and is a predicted model, not a curated record.